AUAAUUUGUUAGCGGCGUUGUUGCAUCUCCACUCUACCGGAGAAAGCAAGCCCAAGCAGUCGUCGUAGGUGCUGCUGAUUGGUCAAAAUAGAAAUCCAAUUGUUGAAAUUUGUUACUUGCAUUGCGUUUGCUGCAUCAGAAUCAAUGGCAGGCGUUUCUCUCAAGUGCGGUGACUGCGGUGCUCUGUUGAGAACCGUAGAAGAAGCGCAAGAGCACGCCGAACUCACUUCCCACUCCAACUUCUCCGAGUCCACCGAACCGGUUCUCAACCUCAUCUGCUCCGUUUGCUCCAAACCCUGCCGAUCCAAAACCGAGAGUGAUUUGCACACGAAAAGAACCGGCCACACCGAGUUCGUUGACAAGACUUCCGAGGCCGUCAAACCGAUUAGUUUGGAGGCUCCGAAGGUGGAUGCAACUGCUUCGUCGGAAAACCCUUCCGCUGCUGCAUCCACUGACAAAAAUGAAGAAAUGGUUGUUCCCGAAGUGGACAAGAAGCUGCUCAAGGAACUUGAAUCCAUGGGGUUUUCAACGGCACGGGCAACGCGGGCGCUUCAUUACUCUGGUAAUGCUGGCCUUGAGUCUGCUGUAAAUUGGAUAGUAGAGCACGAGAAUGAUCCUGACAUAGAUCAGAUGCCCUUGGUACCCGCCAACACCAAAAUUGAGGUUCCUAAACCUUUGCUUACCCCAGAAGAAAUGAAGGCCAAACAGCAGGAACUAAGGGAGAGAGCUCGUAAGAAGAAAGAAGAGGAAGAGAAGAGAAUGGAGAGAGAAAGAGAAAAGGAGAGAAUUCGCAUUGGCAAGGAGUUGCUGGAAGCAAAGCGGAUUGAAGAAGAGAAUGAGAGGAAACGGUUGUUGGCCUUGAAAAAAGUAGAGAAAGAGGAAGAGAAAAGGGCUAGGGAGAAAAUCAAGAAAAAGUUGGAAGAAGACAAGGCAGAAAGAAGGCGGAGACUUGGAUUGCCUCCAGAGGAACCCUCAGCAGCCAAACCUUCACCUGCGCCUGUUGUGGAGGAGAAAAAGAGUUUUGUGCCUGUUAGGCCUGCCACAAAAGCUGAGCAAAUGAGGGAGUGCCUCCGUUCUCUCAAGCAGAACCACAAGGAGGAUGACGCUAGAGUGAAGAGAGCAUUCCAAACUCUUCUAACUUAUGUAGGGAAUGUUGCCAGAAAUCCCGAUGAAGAAAAGUUCAGGAAGAUACGUCUUAGUAACCAAUCUUUUCAGGACAGAGUUGGUUCCUUGAAAGGGGGCAUUGAAUUUCUAGAAAUUUGUGGGUUUGAGAAGAUCGAUGGUGGUGAGUUUUUGUUUUUGCCUAGGGACAAAGUUGAAAUGGCGGUCCUGAAUUCAGCUGGAUCUGAACUAGACUCUGCAAUAAAGAAUCCAUUUUUUGGAGUUCUUUAGAUGAGGCAACUGUUAUAAUAAGAGGCUCGAUAAUUGUAGUUUCUUGGUUCGAAGUCUGAGUGCUUCCCUUUGUUUAUUAAAAAAAUACUCUUAUUUAUUUACCUUAAUUUAUGCUCGAAGGUAUCUGUAGAGAGAUUUGUUACUUGGCUAUCAUAAGUUUAUGAGUUUUAUACAAAUUUAUUUCAGAACUUCAUCUUA
Glycine soja is the source of this 1590-nucleotide messenger RNA. Its product is annotated as UBX domain-containing protein 1-like. The record is from RefSeq and is a predicted model, not a curated record. NCBI's taxonomy places the organism in Eukaryota, Viridiplantae, Streptophyta, Magnoliopsida, Fabales, Fabaceae. Gene Ontology annotation, molecular function: protein binding. Bases 145 to 1392 code for a protein of 415 amino acids. The transcript has 12 exons.